Molecule: messenger RNA, 708 nt
Organism: Penicillium hordei
Lineage: Eukaryota; Fungi; Ascomycota; Eurotiomycetes; Eurotiales; Aspergillaceae
Product: putative flavoprotein
Exons: 2
Coding region: 1-708 (235 amino acids)
Biological process (GO): coenzyme A biosynthetic process
Cellular component (GO): phosphopantothenoylcysteine decarboxylase complex
Molecular function (GO): FMN binding; phosphopantothenoylcysteine decarboxylase activity
Source: RefSeq, a predicted model, not a curated record
AUGGAUUCUCAAAUAACGCCUGCGCCUUUUAUUGCCCAGCAGUAUACAAAUGACAAGAAGAUCCAUGUGUUACUAGCAGCCGCUACCAUCAAGCUGCCCGACAUUGCAGAGGCGCUAUGUCGUAAUAAGAACAUCUCAGUCCGCAUCCUAGUUACCGAGCCAGCGGAAAAGUUCCUCGUUGGGCAGAGCUCGGAGCAACUGGUCCUCGACAGUCUGCUACAAAUAGAUGGUAUCGACGCUAUCUACCGGGACAAAGAUGAAUGGUCUCCGUCGUGGACACGCGGAGGACCAGUCUUGCAUAUUGAGCUGCGCAAAUGGGCGCAUAUUCUACUGGUUGCCCCGUUGUCUGCAAAUACCAUGGCGAAAAUGGUUAAUGGGAUCGCCGACAACCUGCUUCUCUCCGUCAUCAGGGCCUGGGAUACAACUGGGGUAGUGGAUAUGGGAUUCAAGACUCAGAAAUCUAUGAUUUUUGCAGCGUUGGACAUGGACACAUGUGCGUACCGACAUCCAGUGACCAAGAAGCAGCUUAAAGUUCUUCGUGACCAGUGGGGAUGGAGUGAAUCAAAUCCAGAAGGCUGGGUGACUGUUCUGCCUCCCAUAGAGAAGAGCCUGGCCAGUGGAGAUGUCGACACCGGAAGCAUGAUGGACUGGAGAGAUAUCGUCACUGCCAUCCAAAACUACGUGGCGGGGUCGUUGCAGAUGCCUUGA